UAUUCCGAAUCUCGAAGUUUUAUACCUGUGGCGAAACAUAUUAUCUUCGCUACCAGAAGCCACGACCAAUCUGUCAAAGUUAUAAACACUUGAUAUUUCGAGGAACAGUUUCCUUGAAUUCCCAACGCCUGUUUGUUUUCUUCAAUCAAUUGAGUCCUUGAACAUUUCUGGUAACAGAAUAGAGGUUAUUCCAAAUGAUAUUUCAAGACUGACCAAUAUGUUGAUAUUUGACAUUAGAUGGACUGGUGUAACAAAGUUGCCGUCUUCUAUGUCACAACUAACGCAAUUAAAGUCGUUACUGUUAGAGGAAGACAGCAUGGUAAGACCACCUGCCACAAUUUGCCAGCAUGGAACUGACGCAAUUCUCCAGUAUUUGUUCGCACUGCUGGAAACCAGAGCAACUAAGGCAUGUACCCUGCAGCUAAAUUUCUUGGGCGAGGUGGCGCGAGGCAAGACCAGUUUGUCAAGAACAUUGCAAUCUGGGACGCCAUCCUUAACCUCUUCCGUAGAUAGAACAUCGGUUGUUGAGCAAGGCACAUGGAACCCAGAGGACCACAUACGAUUUAACAUCAACGAUUUUGGCGGCCACCAAUCGUACAGAGUGGGGCACCCGCUGUUCAUCUCAGAGGCUGGUGUUGUAUGUAUCGUGUUUAACUCCCUUCAGUAUGAUCCAUUAUCGGAAGGGGAUUUUACGAACAACAUUGGCAACUGGAUUGACAUGAUUCAGUCUAGAUAUCCUGGUAUAGACUUGGUGGUUUUGGGUACACAUGUUGACAGGUGCGAUGAAGUGAAAGUUGAUGAAAUCCGUUGCAGUAUACAACGAAGAAUGCAGGCUCAAGCUGAGAAAAAGCAAAUGUUGCUGGACCAACAAAUCGAACAUUUGGAGGAACAGAUUAGUAGAAACAGACGUUGCGAUCUCCCUUUCCUGGAGGCUUAUCGAGACAAGUAUGAAAAUCUGAAGUCUCUACGUGAAUGCACUAAAAAUAAAACUCAUCCAAUUUUCAUGGUCAGUUCACAAACAUUGCUUGGGUUUGGCGAUCUAGAAAUAUAUCUUAUAAAAUUAGCAGAGGCAAAGAAAGUGGAACUGCCAAAACGCUGGUUAGAUUUAGCUAGCACUAUACUAAAAGAUUCAGGGAACUUGCUCACAAUCGACUACGAUUAUCUUAGACAGAAAUUCAUGAAGUUGAACGAUGUAACCAUAGACUUGGCGCCUACCAAUGCGAGCAGUGAAUUUAAUAAUGUUAUGUGCUUUCUUGCUUCCAGCGGAGAAAUCAUUUGGUUCGAAAAGCACCCUGCCUUGAAAAAUACCAUUUUUCAUAGACAGCGACUACUUGCCGACUUACUACGGGUUGUACUGGACCACAAUAAUUACGCUCGAGUUAACUUUUUUCUUCAGGAAGGUUUAAUUACACAGAUGGAGAUGGACGACUACACUUUAAGAGGAAUCGUCUCCAGAAAUCUGUUGAAGAAUUUGUGGAAGACAUUCAACCUUAACCAUUUUGACAUUGACACAAUGACAGAAUUGCUGAAAUCAUUGGAGCUGUGUUAUGAGGUACCAUGCAAAUCCAUUAUGAGCAAAGACAGUGCCUACCAUUUCCCUUGUUUGUUGACGGAAGGGAAACCAGAGCAUCUUUCAACAAAAUGGCCGCACGAGAUUUCCCAUGAAAAGCACCAAUUAAGCCUGAGAUUUCAGUUCCAUCAUGGAUGCCCUUGCGGUGUAUACGAAAAAUUCUCAGUCAGACUACAUAGGCACUUAGGGCUGUUCAAGUUGCGGAGGGUAGAUUGGAAAGAUGGCUUGUAUGCAGAGUUGGGAGCCAACAGCAUUCUGGUUCUCCGCCAGCAGCGUGGCAGAGAAUGCACUAUCACCAUCUCCGUUCGGGGAAAGAAAAUACCACAGUUGUGGGAACAUCUGUUAAAUGCACAUAACGACUUGCUGAAAAUCCAAACUCGAGAUUGGCCAGGACUGCAUUUCACCAAGCACCUAAUCUGCCCCCACUGUGAGCGCCUAUGCUUGCCAAACCCUUCCGUCUUCCCUGGCGAGAUAUUGGACCUUGAACGGCCCUCAAAUGAAACUCGUGGUUUCUACUCUACGGUGCCGUGUGACAAUGCCGUGCCUGACAGGUGUAUACCCGCCAGCAUGGUGAUACCGGCCAUGGCAGAAUUUGCUCCCAUGGCCGAGUACAAUAAGGCAGCACUCCGCGCCCACCAGAAGGCGCUGGUUGACGAUAUCACAGAGCCGUGCUUGCGGGACGUCCUGCUACGGUUCCAGCAAGAGGGCAUAUUCUCUGAACGAGAGGUGCUGACGGUGAAGAGUCGCGAUUCACAAAGAGAGAGGAAUGUUAUCUUCCUUGACAUCCUCAGGACUAAAGAAGAGAGAGCAUUUUAUGAGUUUACGCGAUACUUGGGAGCCAACGGACAGCUUCAUCUCAGCGAACUCCUCCAGUUAUAGUAUAUUUGGAGAACGUUUGUGUUAUAUGAUUAAUGAAAUCUUAAGACAAAGAUCGGUGCUCAGGCUGCACAUUCAUUGUUUACAGUUUAUUUUCUGUCGAAGGAUGGACUUAAUACGGAUUUCGAAAAGAAAUUAAUGCAAUAUGCAAUGGCAUAUAAUACUGCAGUAUUCCGUAACUUUUCUCUCUGGGAAUAACUCGAACCUUGGACAUAAUAACGAACUGAUACCAAAACUUUCCUGAGUCAGAUUAGAGCCCCUAGAAUUAACUAUCUUACAUAAAGAAACCCUUCUGUAAAUGUGAGAACCCAAUGCGUCUUGAUGUUAGUGAAAGGGUACAUAUUGAUGUACAUGUAUGUCAGACAACCUUGGGUAUUGUAACCUCGCCCUAAACAAUUUGAUAGACUUAAUUUUUGCAUAUUGGUGUGGUUGAAAGAUCAAGAUAAAGGAUAACUUCUA
This is a messenger RNA of Lingula anatina, 2905 nucleotides long. RefSeq names its product malignant fibrous histiocytoma-amplified sequence 1 homolog. Gene Ontology annotation, cellular component: cytoplasm. Gene Ontology annotation, molecular function: protein binding. The record is from RefSeq and is a predicted model, not a curated record. Gene Ontology annotation, biological process: regulation of apoptotic process. NCBI's taxonomy places the organism in Eukaryota, Metazoa, Brachiopoda, Lingulata, Lingulida, Lingulidae.